CUGCAUUCCCCAUCAUCCCCCGCACCGGAUGGUCCCGGGAUCAGACAGACCUUUUGCUGGUCACGGGGCAUCUAAAUAACCCUGUGAUAAUGUACAAGGACCGAGACCAGAUCACUGAGAGAAUAUUGGAUCUAACCCUGGAGAUCAUCUACCUGCUGACUGGAGAGAAUUAUAGCAAGAGGCCUGGGGAGUGUGACUCACACAACAGCAGUCACCAUGUACAACAAGUAUCAUUCAAAACCCAGAGCCCGAGCAAGGUGCUUCCACCUCACUCACUGAUGCACAAGAGAAAGAAUGACAAGAAGAUCCUGGAACUGACCAAUCAGAUCAUCCAGAUGCUGACUGGAGAGGUUCCCAUAAGGUGUGAGGAUGUCACUGUCUAUUUCUCCAUGGAGGAGUGGGAGUAUCUAGAAGGACACAUGGAUCGGUACAAGGAUCGGUACAAGGAUGUAGUAAUGGAGACUUACCAGCCCUUCUGGUCACUUGCUGACUCUGCUAGCAAACCUUUACGUGAUGUGUUGCACAUCCCCGUUUUUUUACAUGAUGGUGAAACCAAAGAUGAAACCAAGGAUAAACCCAAUAAUGGAGGAAUAUAUGUGAACAUCAGUCAACCACAUGACAGACCGGAUAAUUCUAUAACAUGCACAAAACAGCAUUGUGACUCACACGAAGAAGAAAAUUUAACCAAGGUGGGCAUUAAUACACCCACAGAACCUAUUAAGGAGGAAGUAGCACAAUUUAACGAAAACAAUAAUACAGAUAUUGACAUGGACAUUAAUCAACUCACAGAAUACACAUCUACUCUUAUUAAGGAGGAAUCUGACUUGUGUGAAGAAGGAAAUCUCACAAAUGUUCUCACUUUUACGGUUACAGAAGAUGCAGAUAGUCCCUCUACUCAUAUUAAAGAGGAAUCUGUCUCCUGUGAAGAAGGAAAUCCCACAGACAUGCGUACUCGUAUUAAAGGUUAUCUAAAAGGAAAUCGAAAUUCACCCAAAAGAAUGUCUACCAAAUCUUUAAUUAAAUCUAAGAAACCUGGACAGAAUGUUACUCUUAACUCUGGCAAAUUGCCCCAGUGUACACGGAACACGGAGAAAGGAUCCAACUGCUCAGAGAUUCCUAAAAGUCUUACUACUGACUCCGAGCUUGGAAAACAAAGGUCGGUUCAGACAGGAACCAAAAUGUCUUUUUCUGAAACGGGGAAAGUCUUCUUCUCAGAGUCUCAGCCUGUUGUACAUGAGACAGAUUGUAGAGGAAAGAAGCGAUUGUCAUGUUCUGAAUGUGGGAGGGGAGAGAAACGAUUCUCAUGUCCUCAGUGUGGUAAGAAGUUUGGUCAGAUGUCAAAUCUGGUAAUCCACCAGAGAAUACACACAGGCGAGAAACCGUUCUCAUGCUCUGAGUGCGGAAAGCAAUUUAACCAAAAGCCUCAUCUUAUUCGACAUCAGAAGAUUCACACGGGGGAAAAGCCAUUUAUAUGCACUGAAUGUGGGAAAUGUUUUGGCCGAGAUACUCAGCUUAUUUCACAUAAGAGGAUUCACACAGGAGAGAAACCGUAUUCUUGUUCUGAGUGUGGAAAAUGUUUCAGCAAUAGUACAAGUAUUGUUUUACACAGAAGGAAACACACUGGUGAGAGACCGUUUAUAUGCUCAGAAUGUGGGAAAUGUUUUAUCAGUAGCACAAGUCUUUCUAUACAUAAAAGGAUUCACACCGGAGAAAGACCGUACAGAUGUUCAGAGUGUGGUAAGGCCUACAGCAAAAGCUCAAGUCUUGUUGUACAUAAAAGGACUCACACGGGAGAGAGGCCGUACUCGUGCUCUGAAUGUGGGAAAAGUUUUAAUAAAAGCUCAACUCUUGUUACACAUCAAAAGGUGCACACUGGAAAGAGCCCAUUUACAUGUUCUGAAUGUGGGAAAUGCUUUGUUAAACAAUCGGCUCUCACUAAACAUCUGAAAACUCACACAGGUGAGACGCUGUCCUAAUGGCUUUUGGAAGAUUUGGAUUCACGGAGACUUUCAAGAGACUUAAAAUGAUUAUUUC
Messenger RNA from Pelobates fuscus (common spadefoot toad), 2034 nucleotides. Its product is annotated as oocyte zinc finger protein XlCOF22-like. The transcript has 5 exons. NCBI's taxonomy places the organism in Eukaryota, Metazoa, Chordata, Amphibia, Anura, Pelobatidae. Bases 90 to 1976 code for a protein of 628 amino acids. The record is from RefSeq and is a predicted model, not a curated record. Gene Ontology annotation, biological process: regulation of DNA-templated transcription.